CUCACCUGUGCAGGUAAGCUGCAGGCGCUGGACGUGCUGCUGCGGCGGCUGCGGGCGGGCGGGCACCGCGUGCUGAUCUUCACGCAGAUGACACGCAUGCUCGACGUGCUCGAGCGCUUCCUCACCUUCCACGGGCACAUCUACCUGCGCCUGGACGGCUCCACCCGCGUCGAGCAGAGACAGGCGCUGAUGGAGCGCUUCAACGCCGACAAGCGAAUCUUCUGCUUCAUCCUCUCGACGCGCUCGGGCGGCGUCGGCGUCAACCUGGCCGGGGCCGACACCGUGGUGUUCUACGACUCGGACUGGAACCCCACCAUGGACGCGCAGGCGCAGGACCGGUGCCACCGCAUCGGCCAGACCCGCGACGUCCACAUCUACAGGCUGAUCAGCGAGCACACGGUGGAGGAGAACAUCCUCAAGAAGGCCAACCAGAAGCGGCUGCUGGGGGACAUGGCCAUCGAGGGCGGCAACUUCACCACCGCCUACUUCAAACAGCAAACCAUCCGCGAGCUGUUCGACAUGGCGCCCGAGGAGCCGCCGAGGGAGCGAGGGGACAGGGACAGGGACAGGGACAGGGAUGGCGACGGGGACCGAGGGGACAGGGACAGGGACCGAGGGGACAGGGACAACGAGGACGACGAGGACCCCGCGGCCACCCGGAGGACGCACAUCCUGGAGCAGGCGCUGUGCGGGGCCGAGGACCCCGAGGACAUCCGCGCGGCCUCGCAGGCGCAGGCCGAGCGCGUGGCGGCGCUGGCCGAGUUCAGCGAGUCGCUGAGCCCCGAGGACGGCGCCGGCGCCGACGGCCCCGAGGAGGAGCUGAGCAAGGCCGAGCAGGAGAUCGCGGCACUGGUGGAGCAGGUGAGAAACACACCUGGGACAGGUGAGAGCACACCUGGGACAGGUAACACACCUGGGCUGACCUCCAAUGCGCUGUGCGGGGCCGAGGACCCCGAGGACAUCCGCGCGGCCUCGCAGGCGCAGGCCGAGCGCGCGCUGUGCGGGGCCGAGGACCCCGAGGACAUCCGGGUGGCCUCGCAGGCGCAGGCCGAGCGCGUGGCCCC
Messenger RNA from Passer montanus (Eurasian tree sparrow), 1064 nucleotides. RefSeq names its product helicase SRCAP-like. The transcript is spliced from 8 exons. Gene Ontology annotation, cellular component: Swr1 complex. The record is from RefSeq and is a predicted model, not a curated record. Lineage: Eukaryota; Metazoa; Chordata; Aves; Passeriformes; Passeridae. The annotation marks the transcript as partial. Gene Ontology annotation, molecular function: ATP hydrolysis activity; histone binding.